Myotis myotis is the source of this 2410-nucleotide messenger RNA. RefSeq names its product GLIS family zinc finger 1 (gene GLIS1). Bases 32 to 2401 code for a protein of 789 amino acids. The transcript has 10 exons. Gene Ontology annotation, cellular component: nucleus. NCBI's taxonomy places the organism in Eukaryota, Metazoa, Chordata, Mammalia, Chiroptera, Vespertilionidae. The record is from RefSeq and is a predicted model, not a curated record. Gene Ontology annotation, molecular function: RNA polymerase II cis-regulatory region sequence-specific DNA binding; DNA-binding transcription factor activity, RNA polymerase II-specific. Gene Ontology annotation, biological process: regulation of transcription by RNA polymerase II.
GCGACCCCCGUCUGCGCCCCGCCCCGGCGCCAUGCACUGCGAGGUGGCCGAGGCGCACUCCGACCGGAGGCCGAAGGAAGCCCCGGGCCCCGCCCGCGGGCCCGCAGGCCUCGGCGCGCACAUGGCCUUCAGGGUUGCCGUGGGCGGUGGCUGCUGCGGGGAUGGGGACCCUCGUGAGCUGCUGCCCCGGCUGUCGGCGCCCCCGCUUCGAGCCCAGGACCUCCUCAGGCCCCGGAGCCCCCGGGACUACGGUGCAUCCAAGGCCGCCGUGGGGAAGGUGAACGGGAGCUACGGCCACUGCACCCCAGGCUCCGAGAAGAGCCUGCUGGACCUGGACCUUGCCGAGGGCCUGGGCCCCACCUGCCGUCAGGGCCUGUUUCUCUCGGCGGGAACCCCCCCAUCCAGGGGCCACCCCCCAGCCUGUGAGAGGCUGCUCCAUUUCCCCCACCCCAGCAGGUCACCCAGACCCCAGGCCACAUAUGUGAAUGGCAGCCUCCCGGCCACACAGCACAUCAAGCAGGAGUCCCUGCCCAUCUACCAGGCAAUGAUGGAAGCUCGGGUACCCCUGUCUGCCCAUUGCCGGGCCCCACCAGCCUCUGGCCCGCACACGGACCUGGACCUCCCGGGCCGAGUGCUUGCCCACUCCGCACCUUCCUGCUACCUUCUAGGCAGCGAAUCCAGCCCCGGCCUGGGCCCCCCACCUGAGGCCCACCUCCCCGAGGGCGGCCUGAAGCGCUGCUGCCUCCUGGGCCUGCCCGUCACCUCCUCAGCCUCCUCCUCACCCUGUGCCUCCUCCGACAUCACCUCUAUCGUCCGCUCCUCCCAGACUGCUCUGGUCACCUGUGUGAAUGGACUCCGGAGCCCCCCUCUACCGGGAGACCUGGGGGGCCCUCCCAAGCGGGCCCAGCUGGGCCCUGCAACCACUGAGAGUCAUGAGGGCAGUUUGCAGGUGGAAUCCUGCCGGAAGGCGGGCUUCCUGAAGCAGGAGCCAGCGGAUGAGUUCUCGGAGCUCUUCGGACCUCACCAGCCUGGCCUGCCACCCCCCUACCCCUUGCCUCAGGUGCCAUCAGGCCCGGGCCUUGGAGGCCUGGGGCUGGGCCUGGCGGGGAGGGUGGCUGGGCGGCAGGCGUGCCGGUGGGUGGACUGCUGUGCAGCCUACGAGCAGCAGGAGGAGCUGGUGCGGCACAUCGAGAAGAGCCACAUCGACCAGCGCAAGGGCGAGGACUUCACCUGCUUCUGGGCCGGCUGCGUGCGCCGCUACAAGCCCUUCAACGCCCGCUACAAACUGCUCAUCCACAUGAGGGUGCACUCAGGCGAGAAGCCCAACAAGUGCAUGUUUGAAGGCUGCAGCAAGGCCUUCUCGCGGCUGGAGAACCUCAAGAUCCACCUGCGGAGCCACACGGGCGAGAAGCCAUACCUGUGCCAGCACCCGGGCUGUCAGAAGGCCUUCAGCAACUCCAGUGACCGCGCCAAGCACCAGCGCACCCACCUCGACACGAAGCCAUACGCCUGUCAGAUCCCUGGCUGCUCCAAGCGCUACACGGACCCCAGCUCCCUCCGCAAGCACGUGAAGGCCCAUUCGGCCAAAGAGCAGCAGGUGCGUAAGAAGCUGCACGCGGGCCCUGAUACUGAGGCCGACGUCCUGACCGAGUGUCUGGCCCUGCAGCAGCUCCACGCGUCCACACAGCUGGCUGCCAGCGAUGGGAAGGGUGGCCGAGCCUUGGGCCAGGAGCUGCUCCCAGGCGUGUAUCCUGGCUCCAUCACCCCCCAUGAUGGGCUCGCACCAGGUCUUCUGCCCCCCACGCACGAUGUCCCUUCCAGGCACCACCCACUGGAAGCCACCACCACUUCCCACCACCUGUCCCCCCUGCCCAUGGCUGAGAGCACCAGGGAUGGGUUGGGACCCGGCCUCCUCUCACCCAUGGUCAGCCCACUGAAGGGGCUUGGGCCACCGCCGCUGCCACCGUCCUCCCAGAGCCAUUCUCCGGGGGGCCAGCCCUUCCCCACGCUCCCCAGCAAGCCACCCUACCCGCCCUUCCAGAGCCCUCCACCCCCGCCUCUGCCCAGCCCCCAAGGGUACCAGGGCAGCUUCCACUCCAUCCAGAGCUGCUUCCCCUAUGGCGACUGCUAUCGGGUAGCUGAGCCAGCAGCCGGUGGGGACGCCCUGGCUGGGGAGGCCUCUGGUUUCAACCCCCUGCGGCCCAACGGCUACCACGGCCUCAGUGCACCUUUACCUGCCACAGGCUACGAGGCUCUGGCCGAGGCCCCGUGCCCUACCGCGCUGCCGCCACAGCCACCUGAAGACGUCGUGUCCAGCGGCCCCGAGGACUGCAGCUUCUUCCCCAAUGGGGCCUUUGACCACUGCCUUAGUCACAUCCCCUCCAUCUACACCGACACCUGAGGAAGGCCC